AUGAUAUCUCUUAGGAAACUUCCUCUAUUCAUCUUUGUUGUAUACUCCUGGCAAUGUUUCGGCAACUAUGUGAGUGCAUUAAGCACGUUAGAUGAUAGCACUUCCAUGGAAAGUCUAUUUACGAAAGUGCAAAAGACCAAAUUUCCCCACCAUAAUGGUCAUCAUCAUCAUAAUGAUGGUUAUGGUGGUCAUAAUGACAGCAUGUCUACCCUUUCGAGCAGUGUAGACACCAUUUUUAAAAAAGAAGGAAUUCGUACAAAUUAUAAAGCCUCAUACAAGGCACCACAUAAAACACUCUAUGAAGCACUACAUGAAAUCCCAUAUAGAGCCCCACAUGAAGUGUCAUAUAGAGGCCCACAUAAAGUCCCAUAUAAAGCCCUACAUGAAUUCUCAUAUAGAGCCCCACAUGAAGUGUCAUAUAGAGGCCCACAUAAAACUCUCUUCGAUGCACCGCAUAUGGCACGAUAUGGACGAAUGAAAAUUCGACCUAGAGGAUUUUUUAAUAAAUUGCUAUACAAUAUAGAGAAAAUUAAAAGAACAGGAGCAUUGUUAUCCCCUAAGGUAAUUCGCAUAUCGCUCUUAUAUAUAUUAGCUUUGUUUUGUAUAGGUUUGAUUGUGGUCCUUCCUAUAGGUCCCCAAACACCUUUUGCAUGGAUGACUUGUGGUAUGGCAAUUUCUGUAUUAAUAGCAUGUAUAUAUUCUAGUGUUCGGAUUGCAAUAAAAUAA
Messenger RNA from Plasmodium knowlesi strain H, 726 nucleotides. RefSeq lists its product as uncharacterized. The record is from RefSeq and is a predicted model, not a curated record. The transcript is spliced from 2 exons. The coding region runs from base 1 to 726 and encodes 241 amino acids. Lineage: Eukaryota; Apicomplexa; Aconoidasida; Haemosporida; Plasmodiidae.